UCGCAGGACGCUUGCGUUGAGCAGAGGUUCCUCGCUGCUUGGUUGCUCUUGUAAUUGUGUAAAUUUGGCCAAUGGCUUUCUAUAAUAGCAAGCGGGCAUACGACUAAUGGGAACGUGGAUUAAAUCUACAAUUAGGGACAAUAAUUCAACAGGGAAUAUGUGUAUGUGAGAUGAUAAAAUAUUCUAUAAGUAACGGUCCCUUGACUGCUCGCUCUCUGUCAACGUAGGCUAGCGCUUACUUAGCAUCGAAACUAUCCGACAUUACAGUAGCUGCGCAUUAUCAUUGUAGCUCGAGCUAUCCGGCUAGCUAGCUAGAUGGCUGAUGCUAAACUAUAGCAAGUCAAACAACCAACGGAUAAAUAAAUGCUGUAGACCAUAAUGGAUAAGUAUCAUGUAUUAAGAUAUUUAGAUAAUCAUUAUUCGUAAUUUAAAUCUGCAUUUAAGCUGAACAGCGACGUUAUUUGAAAAGGUGUGUGGGUGAAACGUUAGCCCGCGCUUGCUAGAUAGUGCUAGGCAAAUCCUUCACCAUAACGUAGUGUACAUAUCAGGAAGGCAAAAAGGCUCGGCUUCUUUUGCCAGUUAGCUAGGACACAGCAAGUCGAAUAGGUGGAUAAACCCAAAGGAAAGCGGCGAGCACUGAUGUAGCAGCGUCACCACAGUUUGGUCUGCCUCUCCCCCCCCUACCCACUACCUCCGCACCCAGCCCCCUCCUCGAUGUGAGACCGGCAUCUGUCUGGAUCGGUACGCAGAGAGCAGAGGAGACACCGUUGAGACCUCGCUGCUGCAAGGCACUGACUUCGGACCCCGGACCGCCCAGGAGGUCUGAGCCCCGCACAAGGAAGGGAGGCGCUCCUUCAGCCUCCCAUCCAGGUCCUCCACCUGUCCUCUCUUACCAGGCGGAGGAGGGAAAGGAGGCCUUCCAUUUUUCUCUGCGGUUGUCGUUGUUUUUCUUGUCAUAUUCAAUUACAUUUUUUUCCCUGGAAAACUUCUACAACCCACAGCCCAGCAUUGGUGGUGCCAGUUUUGGGAGGAUACCAUAGCGUUCCUCAACUCUAUCCAGGCUUUUCACACAAAACCCAAUCUUUUAUUUUCUCUGACGAUUUUGAAGCCCGGUUCCGCCGGCAGCACGACUCUCAAACCUGGGGCGCGAUUCAUGGGAUGCAACCAUGUCGGGUCUCAGUGAGCGCAGGCCGGUCAACACGGACUACGCUGUCUCCCUGCUGGAGCAGCUCAAGUUCUUCUAUGAACAGAAUUUACUGACUGACGUGGUGCUACUGGUGGAGGACACCGAGUUCCCCUGUCACAAGAUGGUCCUGGCCACAUGUAGCUCCUAUUUCAGGGCCAUGUUCAUGAGCGGCCUGAGCGAGAGCAAGCAGACGCACGUCCACAUGAGGAACAUGGACCCAGCCACGCUGCAGAUCAUCAUCACCUACGCCUACACCGGCAACCUGGCCAUCAGCGACAGCACAGUGGAGCCCCUCUACGAGACCGCCUGCUUCCUGCAGGUGGAGGACGUCCUGCUGCAGUGCCGCGACUACCUGGUGAAGAAGAUCAACGCGGAGAACUGCGUGCGCAUGCUGAGCAUCGGCGACCUGUUCAGCUGCAGCGAGCUGAAGCAGAGCGCCAAGCGCAUGGUGGAGCAGAAGUUCCCCGUGGUGUACCGCCAGGAGGCCUUCCUGCAGCUGUCCCACGAGCUGCUGGUGGACGUGCUGAGCAGCGACAACCUCAACGUGGAGAAGGAGGAGACGGUGCGCGAGGCGGCCAUGCUGUGGCUGGAGUACAACACGGAGGCCCGCUCGCAGCACCUGUCCUCCGUGCUCAGCCAGAUCCGCAUCGACGCCCUGUCGGAGGUGGCGCAGCGCGCCUGGUUCAAAGGCCUGCCGCCCAACGACCAGUCGGUGGUGGUCCAGGGCCUCUACAAGUCCAUGCCCAAGUUCUUCAAGCCGCGCCUGGGCAUGACCAAGGAGGAGAUGCUGAUCUUCAUGGAGGCCACGGCCGAGACGGCGGGCGACAGCGUCCACGUGAUGGGCGGACCGGGCCACACGGUGGUCUGCUACAGCCCGCAGGCCGAGAAGGUGUACAAGCUGAGCAACCCCCCCGGGGACCUGCAGAAGGUGGGCACACUGGUCACCCCGGACAACGACGUGUUCAUCGCCGGCGGGCAGAUCCCGCUCAAGAACUCCAUCUCCAACCACGGCAAGGGCGGCAAGCUGCAGGCCGUCUUCCGCUCGGUGGACACCUUCUUCUGGUUCGACGCCCAGCAGAACGCCUGGGUGGCCAAGACGCCCAUGGUGUGCGCCCGCAUCAAGCCCUCGCUGGUGUACUGCGAGGGCCACAUCUACGCCAUCGGCGGCGACAACGUGGGCGGCGAGCUGAGCAAGCGCACGGCCGAGCGCUACGACUGCGAGAAAGACGAGUGGAGCAUGGUGAGCCCGCUGCCCUGCGCCUGGAACUGGAACACGUGCGUGGCGGCCCACGACUGCAUCUACGUGAUGACGCACGACCUCAUGUACUGCUACUUCCCCCGCGCCGACGCCUGGGUGGAGAUGGCCAUGCGCAAGACCAGCCGGUGCUUCGCCUCGGCCGCCGCCUUCGGCGACCUCAUCUUCUACAUCGGCGGCCUGCACGUGGUCAGCAACUCGGGCGUCCGCCUGCCCACUAGCACCAUCGACGGCUCCUCCGUCACCGUGGAGAUCUACGACAUCGGCAAGAACGAGUGGCGUCUGGCUGCCAACAUUCCCGCCAAGCGCUACUCGGACCCGUGCGUGCGCGCAGUGGUGCUGCUCGACUCGCUGUGCAUCUUCAUGCGCGAGACGCACAUGAACGAGCGGGCCAAGUACGCUAUCUACCAGUACGACCUGGAGCUGGACCGCUGGUACCUGCGGCAGCCCGUGUCGGAGCGCGUGCUCUGGGACCUGGGCAAGGACUUCCGCUGUGCCGUGGGGAAGCUGUACCCCUCCUGUCUGGAGGAGUCCCCCUGGAAGCCCCCCACCUACCUCUUCUCCCCAGAUGGAGCCGAGGAAUUCGAGGUGGACGGGGAGAUGGUCUCCCUCCCCCACGUAUAGCUGUAACCCCACACACACACACACACACACACACACUCAUGGGCAUACACCUGCUCCCUGGAACUGAGCUGGAUCUGCAGUGUGGAGGUAUGGACCUGAAGGGUUGUGUGCAACAGAGAACAAUAAGGGUUUGAUGUGAUUAUCUGUGUUCCAUAGGGACCUGAGGACCAGGUUCCAUACAAAUGCUUUCAUUCAACUGAAUUAACAGGCUGUUUCUGACAAACCCCCUGCAUCUAGCCAAGCUUGGACAGAACAGAUGCCCCCUUCAAAUACUAGUAAUCUGAAGAGA
Molecule: messenger RNA, 3354 nt
Organism: Hypomesus transpacificus
Lineage: Eukaryota; Metazoa; Chordata; Actinopteri; Osmeriformes; Osmeridae
Gene: kbtbd2
Product: kelch repeat and BTB (POZ) domain containing 2
Exons: 4
Coding region: 1167-3065 (632 amino acids)
Molecular function (GO): protein binding
Source: RefSeq, a predicted model, not a curated record